AUGUUGCGGCCAUCUCUAUUGCUCCGCUUUGCUGGGGCGCCGUCAGUGCGCUCUGCUUCGCAGGGGGCGGCACUCUCUCUUUCUCGACCCGCUCGCGCCGCAUCCUCGGACCCAGCGCCGUAUUCGGCUGUGUCCCGCGCGUCUUCGCCUUCUACUUCGCCCUCAGGCGAAUCGAUUUCAGACAAAAUCUACCGGUGGCUAGACAUCACUGGAUUUCUCACGCGCUGGAACAACAGGAAAGAGUGGCUUUUGGACAUUCCGGCGUUCGGACGCCAAGGCACCCCCCUCGUUACUGAAUUCGAGAGGAAACAGGAAAUGUUUGUCAGUUUGAAUGCGUUCGUUAUCUCUCUUUUCGCGCUGUACCUGGGUUUCCAGGGAAUGAGUCACCUGAGCUACAAGGGCCCUACGCCGUCUUACGAAGGCUUUCCGGGAGUUGAUGGCCGUAAGAAGGACUUCACCAUGAUGAGCCGAUUGUGGUUCAUCGAGCCUAAGGAACGCUGCAAAGACUGCAGAUGGCUCGACCUGGAGUGCAAGAAGGAGUGCUUUGCUCGGCUGAAGGCAGAGGGACACAAACUCUAUGUAAAUGGAGGGAAUCCCUUGUCUGUGCCUAGAGCGAAGCUGGAGCCUCCGCAUUUCCAUUAA
Messenger RNA from Besnoitia besnoiti, 642 nucleotides. RefSeq lists its product as uncharacterized. Lineage: Eukaryota; Apicomplexa; Conoidasida; Eucoccidiorida; Sarcocystidae. The transcript has a single exon. The coding region runs from base 1 to 642 and encodes 213 amino acids. The record is from RefSeq and is a predicted model, not a curated record.